GUCCCGGGAGAAGAUCAGCCGGAUGCUUACGAAAUUUACGAUAUUGAAUUCGAUCAAUCCGGCUCCUAUUUGGGAAUUGCCGGAUCCGACGUACGCAUUUAUUUGUGCAAACAGUGGGAUCAGCUGGCCUUAUUUAACAGCCACACUGCACCUGCCACCGGUUGCCGGUUCGGAGAAAACGCAAACAAAUUCAUUUCAGCCAGUUUGGACCGUUCGGUUAAAGUGUUCGGAACCUAUUAAAUUAUGUCCUCGUGAAUACUGGGGAGUGUUUUUAUUUUUCACACUACUGAAUUUGUCGACUUUUCCAAACUUGUUUUUUUUCGUUUGGCCGGUGAAAUUCGGUGCAUUGCUGCGGCCGACUUAA
This is a messenger RNA of Echinostoma caproni, 364 nucleotides long. Lineage: Eukaryota; Metazoa; Platyhelminthes; Trematoda; Plagiorchiida; Echinostomatidae. The record is from the annotation of a GenBank genome assembly.